Dictyostelium discoideum AX4 is the source of this 2658-nucleotide messenger RNA. RefSeq lists its product as hypothetical. The transcript has a single exon. The record is from RefSeq and is a predicted model, not a curated record. Gene Ontology annotation, biological process: regulation of transcription by RNA polymerase II. Bases 1 to 2658 code for a protein of 885 amino acids. Lineage: Eukaryota; Evosea; Eumycetozoa; Dictyosteliales; Dictyosteliaceae.
AUGAUAAAUUUUUUUAAAAAGAAAAAUAAAAAUUCAGGUGGGAGUACAAAUAGUUCUAGUAAUACAACACCAUCAUCGUCAUUCUUUUCUUCUUCUUCAAAUACUUCAUCAACAUCAACAAACAAUAAAUUAUUUACAUCAAUUUCAUCACCACAAAUUAUAAAUAAUAAUAAUAAUAAUAAUAACAAUAAUAAUAAUUAUAAUAAUAAUUUAAAUAAUAAUUUAAAUAACCCUCCUCCUCCGCCACCAUAUCAAUUAAAUAAAAAUAAAAUAAAUAAUCAAAUUAAUAGUAGUAGUGAAAAUAAUAUAGUUAAUUCACAAAGUUGUAAUUUAGUAAAUAGUAAAAGUAAUAAUACUUCAUCAUCAGGUAAGUCGAUAUCAUCAGCAACAUCAAGUUCUAUAUCAGGAGAUGGUGGUGAUGCAAAUGGUUACAAUAUAAAUACAGUUUCAUCAAGAGGCUCAACAUCAUCACCUAUUCAAUUAAUUCAUCCAAAUUUAGAUUCUCCAAAUGUAGGUGGCGGAGGAGGUGGUGGUAAUAAAUCAAGGAUUAGAAUAUUUGGUAAAAAUUUAUCACCAUCAACAUCCUCAUCAAAAGAUAGUGGAAGUGGGUAUGCUGGUGGUGUUGGUAUUUUAUCAGAAAAAGAUAUAUUUCCAAAUGGUGUUAAAAGGCAAUUAAAAGGUGUAAUGUUAUUAGGUGAAGGUAAUGAUGACGUUUUAAUAAGAGCAAGAACUUAUAUAAAUCAACAAGGUGAAUUACAUUUUACAAAUGAAGAUUUAGCACAAUACAUGUUUCCAUUUGAUUAUGAUGAGGAUUCACAGGUACCAAUUCAAUUGAAAAUUCCAAAAAUCGUACCAAUGUCAAAACAUGGUUUAGAUAGUGACAGUGGUUCAUCAUCAGAUGAUGAAGGUAAUAAUUACCACCAUGGUGGUAUCAAUAGAUUCAAUCAUUUAAAUAAUAAAAACUUUUCAAAUAAAACUUUAUUAAAAGCAAGAUCUUGUCUUUCAAAUUGGGUACCUGAUUCACCAUUAAUCUCAUCCUACAGAUAUCAAUCUGAAUCUUCAAAUCUUGGUCCAAUUAAACAUAGUCAAAUUAUAAAUAAUAAUAAAGAUUUUAAAGAAUUUGCAAUAGAAUCACCAAAUUCAACUCUUAGUACAACUGAUUUAUUAUCCAAUCAAUUACAACAACAAUUACAACAACAACCACAACAUAAUUAUAAAAAUGAAGAAGAUAAUGAAGAAUCUAUUAAAUUUGAAAAUCAAGAAAAUGUUAAAACUGAAGAUAUUGAGAAAAUAGAUAAAAUUAGAGUUAGUUUUGGAGAGAAUGAAACUUUUGAUGAUAUUUCUGACGUUGGUUUUUCACCAAUUCCUGAUAAUAAUAUUAUUAAAAUAAAUAAAAGUAAUGAAAGUAAUAAAAGUAAUAAUGGUUGUGGUAGUGGUAGUGGUAGUGGUAGCAAUCUUUUUUCAAUUCAAUCACCUUCACUUAGAAAUGGUUUUACAAUUAGUGAAAAUCUUAAUAACCAAUCACCAAAACAAACUACAAUUCAGAGUAUAGUUUCAACAACAACUACAACAACCACAACAACCACAAGUACAGCUGGCACAAAUAAUAGUAAUACAACCAAUAAUAGUAUAAAACCACCAGCAACUCAAUUUAGUAUUUAUGAUUUUGUAAAACCACAAUCACAACCAGAAUUAAGUGGUAAUAAAAAACAAUCAUACCAUCAAAAGAUACUAUUUACAUCAUCACCAGCAGCUAAUUCAAUAUCUCAAAAUAUUUCACCAAUGAUAACUCCAAUAUCUUCACCAAUCGCUCCAAUUUUAAAAAAUAGAAAUAAUUUUAAUAAUAUGGGUAAUGGAAAUAAAAUUUCAAAAUUAUUAAUAUCUGAAAAUAAUAAUAAUUCACAAAAUGUUACACCAAAAUUGAAAUCAUUUAAAAAUAAAUUGGAUAGUGAAUUAUUACAAUCAUUAGAAGCAUUAAUUGAUUCACCACAAAAUGUAUCAAACUCUAAUAUUGAUAAUUGUUUUGGUACUGAUUCUCCUAGAUUAUUAUUAUUGUUAGAAGAACAAAGACAACAAGAGCAAAUAUUGAAAUUAAAAGAACAAGAAAACUUUAAAAAACAACAUCAACAACUUUUAGAAAAAGUCUCAAGUGGUUUAGAAACCCUAAGAAUUUCAAUUCAAGAUUUAAAAUUUUUAGAUUUAAUAAAUGAAUUUAAUUUAAAUGAUCAUCAAAAUAUAAUUGAAUUUCAAAAAAAUAAAAUUGAACAACAACAACAACAACAACAAUUACAACAACAAAAUAAUGAAAUUUUACAACAACAACAACAAAUUGUCAAUACAAAUAUUAACAAUGAAGAAAUCAUUGAUAAAGAUGAAAAGGAAUUGGAUACAAAUGAUGUAUCAUCAUUAUCUUCACUUUUAUUAUCACCUUCUUCUUCAUCAACUUUAUUAUUUUCACCAUGUAGUUCAAAUUCAAAUCUUAUUGAAGAUCAUCCAUUUGAUAUUUAUUCUCCACCUUUAUCUUUAUCAACCACUAAACAACAACAACAACAACAAUUAAUUUCAACAAAAUCACAAUCAAUCACUAUUGAAAAAAAUAAUUCAACCCAUCAUUUAUUUAAUAAUAGUUUUAUUAAUUUAAUAAAUAAUCAACAAUAG